AUGGUUAGAGACCAACGUGUAUUGGUACCUUUAUUUAAAUUUGGCAAAUUAUUAUUUCUUUCAUUUUCAGAUCUCCAUCAAUAUAUUAUAGAAGUGGAAAAUCAAUUGGAAAUAAGAAAACAAAUAGAAACUGCAAUGGAAAGCAGAUUAGGUGAUUUCCAUGACUACAAUGAAUGUUUCCUUGAAUAUGAUGAGGUAUCGAUUGAAGAGAAGACCUAUCAAUAUUUUAAGAAACUUUUUCUAGAUUCAAUGUUGGUGGCUGCUGAAGUGGGGGCACUCCAUCUUAUCGAAUAUGUAGAGAGAUUUUUCCCUUAUGAUUUAGAUUACCGUUACAUUUUGGAGAUGGCAGUUCAAUAUGGUCAUCUACCAAUCGUAAAAAUAUAUAUCAACAAAUUCCUAUAUAUAAAUUGUUUAUUUGAAAAUAUUAAUAAUUAUAAUCGAUUUCUAAUGGAUAUUGCCGCGGAAUAUGGACAAUUAGAGAUUUUAAAGUAUCUCUAUUUCAAUAGGUAUCCAUUUUCAAAAGAGACUUGUAAUCUAGCAAUAACUAAUGGACAUCUAAAUGUGAUUGCAUUCCUAUAUCACAAUAAUAUUCAAAACGAAUUUUCCUUAAAUACUGCAAUUUCCUAUAAUCAAUUCGAAAUUGUCAAAUUUAUUUUGAUUAAUAAAAUAGAUAAUGUAUCAUUCACAUCCCUUUAUCUUGCAGUUGAAAAAGCUAACUUUGAAAUUCUCAAGUUUCUCAUUCCAAAUAGUUCUUUGAUAAAUUUAAAUCAAUGUUUAAUGGAAAAAGCAUCAGAGAUUGGAAGUUUAGAAAUCAUAAAGUAUCUAUCAGAGAGUACUAGAGCACAUUGUUCAACCAGAGUAAUGGAUGUAGCUUGUUCAAAUGGACAUUUAAAUAUUCUUCUAUACUUACAUUUCAAUCGUACUGAAGGUUGUACUCAAGAAGCAUUACGUUUAGCUAUUCUCAAUAAUCAUUUGGAUGUUGUCGAAUUUCUAGUUAAUGUCAAACACCUCGAAAUUGAUUAUUCGGUUCAUUUAUCCACGAUAAUUAAUUAUCGUACACCCAAUUUUUCAACAUUCAAAUAUUUCUAUGAAAGAAUUCCAGAGAAUAUAAAAACUAAUCCGACUGGAUUUCUUAUGGAUAGCUUUAUCAAAGAUGAUGACAUUUUGGUUUUAGAAUGGUUGAGAUUUAAUAAUUUUGAAUUCUCACCAAAUGCAUUAGAUAUAGCUAUUCAAAACAAUAGUCUUUCAACUUUCAAAUGGUUUCAUGAGAACACCGUUUUUCAUCUUGAUAUUCAGCAUUCUAGAGAAGCAAUCAUCAAUGGUUGCCUUCCAAUUGCUAAAUAUCUCAAUGACGUGGGAGCACCUUUCCCAGAAUUCCCAAUGGACAUUGCACAUGAUCUACAGAUGCUCAUUUAUCUUCAUCAAAAUAGAACUGAACCUUGUUCAUUCAAAUCAAUGGACAAUGCAAUUUAUCAUGAUGAUAUCUCAAUGAUUAAAUAUCUCAAGAAACACAACUUUACCAUUCAACCAACUAGACAAAUUCAAAGUUAUAAAAAAUUUUCAUGUUAUUUAUACAAUUCUAGAGUUACGUUGAUAAAGAAUUAUCAUCUUUAA
Heterostelium album PN500 is the source of this 1614-nucleotide messenger RNA. RefSeq lists its product as uncharacterized. The transcript has a single exon. NCBI's taxonomy places the organism in Eukaryota, Evosea, Eumycetozoa, Acytosteliales, Acytosteliaceae. The record is from RefSeq and is a predicted model, not a curated record. The coding region runs from base 1 to 1614 and encodes 537 amino acids. Gene Ontology annotation, molecular function: protein binding.